Sungouiella intermedia is the source of this 1434-nucleotide messenger RNA. NCBI's taxonomy places the organism in Eukaryota, Fungi, Ascomycota, Pichiomycetes, Serinales, Metschnikowiaceae. The record is from the annotation of a GenBank genome assembly.
AUGUCCAGUGCUGCUGUCAUUGCUGCUGCCACUGCCUCCCAGAACCCUAACAAUAUGAGUUCAGCUAACACAUCGUCUAACAACUCGGUUGUUGGAUUGCAUUACAAGAUCGGAAAGAAAAUCGGCGAAGGAUCGUUUGGUGUUCUUUUCGAGGGUAGCAACAUUAUCAACGGUGUUGCCGUUGCCAUUAAAUUUGAGCCAAGAAAGACCGAGGCUCCUCAGUUAAGAGACGAGUACAGAACCUACAAGCAUUUGCAAGGAUGCGACGGUAUCCCUAAUGCCUAUUACUUCGGCCAAGAGGGAUUGCACUCCAUUUUGGUGAUUGAUUUGUUGGGUCCCUCCUUGGAGGAUUUGUUUGAUUGGUGUGGACGCCGUUUCUCCGUCAAGACCGUCGUUCAGGUGGCCAUUCAGAUGUUGAACCUCAUUGAGGACGUACACCGCCACGACUUGAUCUACAGAGAUAUCAAGCCUGAUAACUUUUUAAUUGGUCGUCAGGGCUAUCCUGAUGAGAACAAGGUCCAUUUGAUUGACUUCGGAAUGGCCAAACAGUACAGGGACCCAAGAACCAAGCAACAUAUUCCUUACCGUGAGAAGAAGUCCUUGAGUGGAACUGCACGUUACAUGUCCAUCAACACCCACUUGGGUAGAGAACAGCUGAGAAGAGAUGACUUGGAGGCCUUGGGCCACGUCUUCUUCUACUUCCUCAGAGGUCAAUUACCAUGGCAGGGUUUGAAGGCACCUACAAACAAGCAGAAAUAUGAAAAGAUUGGGGACAAGAAGAGAACUACUUCCUCUAAUGUCUUGUGUGAGGGCUUGCCAAAGCAAUUCGCCGAGUACUUGGACUCUGUGAGAUCCUUGCCAUUCGAGGCUGAACCAGCUUACGAGGAGUACAGAAUGUUGCUAUUGUCUGUGUUGGACGAUCAAGGAACUAGCGCUGAUGGAGAUUUUGACUGGAUGCAUCUCAACGGUGGAAAAGGUUGGGACUCCACCAUUAACAAGAAGCCCAACUUGCAUGGAUACGGACAUCCAAACCCACCAAAUGAGAGAGAGAGACGCCACCGCGAGCAGCGCAGAAAUAGACCUCACCACUCUCAGCAAGGGGGCAACAUUCCGAACUCCGCAGGUAACAACAACUUGAACAAUAGCAUUAAUCCUUCGGCACAGCAACAACAACAGUUGUCCGCGGCACAGUCCCAUCAGCAGAAGUUACAACACUUGAUCAACAGGCCAUUACCACCUAUCAAACAGGAGCUUCAACCAAACUCCAACUUGAGUGCCAACGUCAACAACAACGAAGUAAUUGGCAAUCAUGGCAUCAUGAGAAACUCUCAGUCUAACUAUGCCACUCCACAAAGAGUCAACCAGUAUGAGCAACAACAGCACGUUGCUGACGAUGAGGAGAAGGGCUUCUGGUCUAAAUUGUGCUGCCACUAA